This is a messenger RNA of Puccinia triticina, 3633 nucleotides long. RefSeq lists its product as uncharacterized. Gene Ontology annotation, biological process: mitotic sister chromatid cohesion. Gene Ontology annotation, molecular function: ATP hydrolysis activity; cohesin loader activity; protein binding. The coding region runs from base 1 to 3633 and encodes 1210 amino acids. NCBI's taxonomy places the organism in Eukaryota, Fungi, Basidiomycota, Pucciniomycetes, Pucciniales, Pucciniaceae. Gene Ontology annotation, cellular component: chromosome. The record is from RefSeq and is a predicted model, not a curated record. The transcript is spliced from 15 exons.
AUGCAUAUUGAAUCAUUGACGAUCCAAGGUUUCAAAUCAUACCGAGACGCCACUUCAGUCGAUCACUUUUCCCCCGGAGUCAACGUGGUCGUUGGCCGCAAUGGUUCCGGAAAAUCAAAUUUCUUCUCUGCCAUCCGAUUUCUCCUGAAUGACCAAUACGGUUCACUGACGCGGGAAGACAGACAAAGUCUCCUACACGAGGGUUCGGACAACAAUUCAACUUUUUCGGCUUUUGUUGAGGCAGUAUUUGACAAUUCGGACCAAAGAUUUCCGACUGGAAAAAGUCAAGUUAUCAUCAGGCGGACCAUAGGCUCUAAGAAGGAUGAAUAUUCUCUCGACAAAAAAUCGACCCCUAAGGGCGAGAUUAUGUCUCUCUUCGAAUCCGCCGGCUUCAGCAAAAGUAACCCCUACUACAUAGUGCCCCAAGGACGAAUCACGCACUUGACAAAUAUCAAGGAUGCAGACCGGCUAAACCUCCUCAAAGAAGUAGCUGGAACCCAAGUUUAUGAAGAACGUCGUUCGGAAUCUGUCAAGAUAAUGGACGAUACAUCGGCUAAAAGAGUUAAAAUCGAUGAAUUACUGGAGUCCAUUGAAACACGCUUGAACGAACUUGAGGAGGAAAAACAGGAACUUAAAGAAUAUGAUCAAUUGGACCGUGAAAGAAGAUGUCUGCAGUACGGUAUAUACAUGCGAGAGAUGAACGAAAUCAGCGAUUCUCUCGAAAAUAUCGAAUCAGCGCGACGUAAAGACCUUGAAGAAGCAAAUGGACUACGUGCUCAGUCUGUAGACCGUGAGCGACAGAUUAGCGAUCUUGAAAGUCAGCUAGCAAUUGCAAAACACAAAUUGGAAUCUCUCGCACAAGAUAAGCUUCAGCUGGAACACGAAAGGCGUGAAUCGAUUAAGGCUAAGACGCAAGUUGAAUGUAUGCUGAGGGACUCAGAAGAGCUGAAGGAGAAGGAUGAAAGUAGAAAGGCGAAAUGGGAGGAUGAAGCCAAUCGACUGAAAAGGGAAAUCGAUUCCAAAACUAAGCAAUUGACAGUGAUCAGACCGAAGCACGAGGCGCAAGAGAAAGAAUAUAAUCAAAUUGCUGAACGAUUGAGUGAGCUCGAGACCGUCAUCAACUCUUUAUACGAGAAACAAGGCCGGUCCCACCAGUUUCGCACUCAGAGAGAGAGAGACCAACAUAUACACGGAGAGCUCAAGAAACUAAACGAACUCGUCAGAUCACGCGAAGAGUCCUUACAACAAGUGGUAUCGGACGAACAGCACGUAAAGGAGAAUCUCGCUGAGGUUGAAUCUCGGGCAUUGGAAGUUCGAACAAAGAUUGAUGAUCACAAACAAUGGAUGCAUGAAAAAACAACCGAACUCUCAAAAAUCAAAGCUGAACAUCAUCAAUUGACCGAACAACGAAAAUCACUUUGGAAAGAAGCUACCCGAGUAGUUCAGCAACUGCUAAAUGCUACGAAUGCCAAGGAGAAAGCAGUCAAAGACUUGCGUCUCACGAUGGAUCGUAACUCGUCGCAAGGAUUAGACAUGGUACAGCUAAUCAUGGCGAGAGGUGAUGUACCUGGGAUCUACGGACCGCUUUACAGCCUUUUUGAGGCCGAUGAAGCCCAUAAAACGGCUGCCGAAGCAACGGCUGGCAAUGCCCUAUUCCAUGUCGUGGUCGAUAAUGACGGGACCGCCCAACGAGUGCUGGAAAUCUUGGCCAAAGAAAAAAAAGGGCGUUGCACUUUUAUACCUCUCAAUCGGCUCAAACCUAAGAAUGUCCAAUAUCCAUCUGAUAACGAUGCGAUCCCGCUCAUACACAAACUGCACUACGAUCAAAAGUAUCAGCUAGCUUUUGAGCAGGUGUUUGCCAAAACUAUUGUUUGUCGCAGUCUUGAGGUUGCCGGUGCCUACAUGCGAUCUCAUCAUCUCAACGGGAUCACGUCGGAUGGCGACAAAGUUGAUAAGAAAGGCAGCAUUUCUGGUGGUUACCAUGAAACCCGUAGGUCGAGGUUGGAAUCUGCGAAAGAGAUUCAAGUCUGGAGUCAGAGGUGUGAUGAGGAAUCCGCGAGAUCUCGAGAGGUCAAAGCGUUGAUUCGCCAAUUGGAUCAACAAAUUACUCAGCUCAUAGGACAAAUCAAACAUGUAGAGGGCGACUUCGAGCGUAAGCAAAAUGAAAGAGCGCCCCUUGCAGCUGAACUAUCUUCUCUGCGAGAGAGCAUCGAAGCUUUGAAGCUCCGAAUACAAAAGUUUGACCGACUACGACAAGGCCAAGCAUUCGACGUCAAGAAUUUGAAAACUCAGAUCAAUCUUCUUGAAGCGGAAAUGAGCAGCAAAAUGCGGACCACUUUGAGUGACGAAGAGCUUGAGAGACUGAAUUCAGCAACAACUGAGAUGGAUUCACUCAAAUUGAAGAUGCUAGAUGUCAAUAAGCACAAAGUGGAGCUAACAAACCAAAAAAACAUGAUCGAAAUAGAGCUCAAAGAAAAGCUGGACCGUAAACUUGAGGAAAUCAACAAGAAAAUUGAGCGGAUUGGCGAGGAUUCGACCCUAUCACAACCAAGCUCCAAUGAGCUCGAGUUCGGUCAGAAUGAGUUAUCUACCCUGACUCGAUCCAUCGAGGAAAAUAACGCUCAGUUGACGAACAUUGCCAACGAGAUAGAAGCUCUGAACAACAGUAUCCAACGGAAUGAAUCUAAAAUCGAAAAGCUACAAGCUGAACAAGCCGAAGAUACCCGGGAGGCGACAAAGCAAAGCAAGAACGUUGAGCGGUAUUGGUCCAAAAAGCUCCUCUUACAACAACGGCGUGAUGAAUGUAACAAUAAUAUCAGAAGCUUGGGGGUUCUACCGGAGGAGGCAUUCGAAAAGUAUAUCAGACAUCGCACGGAGAAGUUGCUCAAAUCCUUACAAAAGGUCACUGAAUCUCUGAAGAAGUACUCGCAUGUCAACAAAAAAGCGAUCGAGCAAUACCAAAAUUUUACGGAAGAAAGGGACAAGCUCAUUGAACGGCGUGAAGAGUUAGAGAAAUCUGCAGAAUCGAUUACUGACUUGAUCGAAGUUCUCGAUAGGAGAAAGGAUGAAGCGAUUGAACGGACCUUCAAACAAGUAUCAAAGAACUUUUCUGAGGUCUUUGAAAAAUUAGUUCCCCUGGGUAGAGGCAGAUUGAUUAUGCAGAAGCGGUUGAACGAUGACCAACGUGAUGAAGAUGACAGCGAAGACGAUGGCGCGCAGCAUGCCGGAUUAAUAAGUCAAUAUACGGGUGUCUCCAUAAAAGUAUCGUUCAAUUCUAAAUCUGAUGAGGGAUUGAGAAUUCAACAACUUUCAGGCGGGCAAAAAUCACUGGUAGCAUUGGCCACGAUCUUUGCCAUCCAAAAAUGUGAUCCUGCGCCGUUUUAUUUGUUUGAUGAAAUUGACGCGAACUUGGACCCUGACAGGCGAACAUCUGUCGCAGCUAUGAUAGGGGAGCUAGGAAAAGAAGCUCAAAUGAUUUGCACGACUUUCCGGCCGGAAAUGUUGGAACAUGCUGAUCAGUUCUGGGGGGUUAUUUUCAACCAACGCAAGAUUAGUACCAUCAAGCAAAUCGAAAAAACACAUGCCAAGCAAUUCGUCGAGUCAAACGAACGUGCGCCUCCCACGGUCACAUGA